Messenger RNA from Macrobrachium nipponense, 3631 nucleotides. RefSeq lists its product as uncharacterized. The transcript has 2 exons. The record is from RefSeq and is a predicted model, not a curated record. Lineage: Eukaryota; Metazoa; Arthropoda; Malacostraca; Decapoda; Palaemonidae. Bases 376 to 1311 code for a protein of 311 amino acids.
AGUGUAUAUUGAGCGGGGCGGUUUGGCAGUAUGUAUUCUUUAUCUAACCGACGCUGAGUGAUUCUCGUCCCGGCCGCGGACUAAGCUUUAGAUAGGCGCACGUACUGUGUCAGUGCGGUUGCCGAGCCAUACGUUCGCGUCGAAAAUUCAAGUUUCAAUUCGUGGACGAGCGUGAAAAGCACAUUCGACUAGCCCUUUUGAAUCUCGUCUGACACAAUUGCAAACUUUUUUUUUUUUUCAUAAGGAGAGGAGUUUUGAUUCUACUUUGUCACAAUUGCAAACUGCAAUACUAUUUUUGAUCAGAUCUCACGUAAGGAGACCCAGAGUUCCCAAGAUUUCCCGACUCUAUAAAAUUCCUCUCUCUAUAACUGCAAGAUGAAGUCGCAAUUCGUCCUCAUGUACGUUUUAUACGUAGCCUCAAUCCUAGCUGCGCCUGAAGGGCGGGCAACGACGAGGACCAGCUCUUCUGAAGCUUCUUCUCCCCCUCCCCCUCCUUUCAAAACCUGCACGAGGAACCUGACGCUCAGCAUGAUGGAAGUCGACAGCCCGACGUUCCAGCAUUUCGAGAUCGAGCCGACGCGCGAAUUCAAGUACCUGCAGGUUUCCAUGAAGAUCGACUCGUGCUAUUCGCGCCCCGUUUUUCGGGGGAACCGGUUCCUCUCCGGGGAAAACAUCCAUGUCAACCAGACGGCCGGCGGGAGCCUUCCCCUGGACGUGUCGUACAAGAAGAUCGCGGGCAAGCACGGAUACAGUAUACGCGUACUCGCUGCAACUGGAGUUCUCUUCGCUGAUGACGUCGAUACAGCAGAGAAGUGCGGCAGAUGUCUAGGUUUUAAAGUAAAGGCAGUCGGGGCCAAUAUCUGCACUUUCGUCCUUAGUACCGACGGUGAAAUACAAAACAGAGGUCAGGAAGCCAUGCAGCAAGUAGGCCUAAUCGAUGAACGAGUAGAAAGCAGAAAUGGAGGUCAGAAAGCCAUGCAGCAGGUACGCCUACUCGACGGAGGAGUUGAAAACAGAAAAGAAGGCUUCGUGGCGAAGCAGCAAACGCGAAACGGAGGACAUGAAGAGGAGAACCGAGAUCUGGGACACCAGCAGGAGCUGCAGAAAUCAGAAGGAAGAAGAAGACAGAGGCUCUUGAGUAAGGGAGAGCUCGUCUCCAGUAUCCGACAGCUUACGUUCUUCGUCAACUGGGCAUUUUUAGGAUUCCUUGUCUCAGUUAUGUCUUUGUCCUUCGCAAUGUUUCUCUUGGGAGUUUGUCUCAGGAAAACGAAGUACAGCAAACUUCCACAGCAGCCGGCAGGUACAACUUAAGCAACUGCAAUGAUAUGGAGGACAAGAAUUUCAAAAAUAUGCUCAUCAAACCUGUAUUCAUCUGGAUGUAGUGAUGAAGCCAUUCCUUUAGGCUGAAACCCUCCAGGAUAGGUGAAACAUCAACCAGCGCGAGGGGAUGAGCGCCAAGUAUAAAAAAAACAUCGCUUCGAAAGCGGACAGGAGGAAAAUGGUUCUUCCUUUACAGUGCACCUGUAAUAAUUAUAGGCAGGUAAUUUCAAAGACUGUUCCGAUGGAACAGGAGAUGGACUGGGUGUGUAUCCAUAUAAAAGGCAUAUACAAUACAACAUCAUUAUAAGAGAGAAAAAUAUUUUACACACACAUAUGAGAGUUAAUAUCAAAGGAAAUAUAUAGCUAAGUGGUGGCAUAUACAAUGUGGUAUAGGAUUACAGGGAUACAAUCUAACCUAACUUGAGACACUGCAUUAACUUGAACCUCCCUUUACAUUGCCAGAAAGUUGUAAAAGUAGUAUUUCCAGGGGUACAUCCUAAUGUGAUUUUGCUAACGGCACAGCAGCCCACAUGUCCUGAACCUAGGGUUACAUCCUAACCUAACCAAACCCAACCUAACCUUAACAAGAAUACAUCAUCCUAUCUAUCCCAGACCUAGGGUUUCAUUGGAACCUAACAAGACCAAGAACACAACAUCCUACCUAUCCCAGACCUAGGGUUACUUCCUAACCUAACCUGACCAAGAAACACAGCAUCCUAAAUACUCCAGAACCAGGGUUACAUCCUUACCUAACAUAACUAAGAGCAAAACAUAUUACUAGUCUUGGGCCCACCCUUGAUCUGGCCUCAAAAUCAUGCCUGUUGUACUCAGCCUACCUGAGCAGCUUUGCCUCCCUCAACCACAACACGGAUACAUCAUGGCUAAUCCAGCCUAGGCAGUAGCAUCCCACCUGAUUUGGGGUUUUUUAUCCACAUGGAUUCCCUUUAACCUUCAAUAUGCUUAGCAUCUUGCUUCCCUAAGCUUAGGAGGUUAAAAUUAUUACUCUUUUCCUACAUUAUUUGGUCACUCCUUUGAUAUAUUAGUCCUUUGAUUAUACACACACACACACAUAGUAUACUUAUAUGCAUGUGUUUGUGUGCAAUCUACACUCACUUUAAUUAGCAUAAGACAACAAAGAACACAGUUUUACAAUAUUUACAUUUUCUCAUCCAUGUUAGGACAGUUUUAUGCAGAGAAUAACAAGCAGAUAAGCAAUAAGUGAAAAGUCAUCGUAACUAAACCUAGAAAAAGAGAGAGAGAAACAUAAUCAGUUUGACCUUCGGUACAUUAAAAUUACGACGCAGAUUGACAGGAACGGUCGAAGCAUUUUGAAACCUGACUGAUAUGGCAUGAAACAAAGGAGUUAAUCAUAUAUUGCCGGCUGUUUCAUAGAUAAGCUUAUCAAGUUUUAUCUGACUUAGGUCAUGACUGCCCACCUGAAUAACCACAGAGUUAGGUUGCAUUAUGUUAUAAUACAACAUCACACAUUUAAAGUAAUAUUUUUGCCUUUAUACUAACAAUCAUUAUAUGACUGAUCAACAGCUAUUGUUUUUUUAUGAUGAUAUUGAUAAUGGAUAAUAAACAUGACAUUUUGUUUUGAUGACUGAUUGGUAAUGCUCUCUUACAUACCUAUAAUUCAAACUAUAAUUCCCACUUCCCUUAAAGUAUGUGUAAUGACUGGUGAACCUUGGUCAAACAGAUAUUCAGCUUGCAUGGGCGGACCACUGGGAGUCAGCCCAUUAAAGAAUUAGUUUUUAUUAUAAAAAAUAAGCAGUACUUUACAGGAGUUUAAUGAAUUCUGUUGGGUGUCAGGUCCCAGUGGUCUAUCCAUGAAAGCUGAAUACCCACUUGCCCAAGAUUUCCUGGGCAUUACCAUUGUAGAAAUGUGAAUUACUAACCCAAAAGUUCUAAAGAUACAUAAAAUUGCAAUAUGCAUGAGUCAUCAAAACAAAGGGAGUUCUUCAAAAUCCGUUAUUAUUAUUAUUAUUUUGUUGCAAGUAAUGGCAGUUUUCAACGAAUUAAUCUUAUACAGGGUCUUUUCAAUUCUCCUGAUAAUUCGUUUUUCUGACUUAGCUAAGUUGUUGAGUAGAAUUCCAAUAUUUAUAUUUGUCAUAAUUAGGAUAUUUGUCAAAAAUAGGUUAUCAAAAAUACUUCAUUCUGUAUAUAUUUUGCUUAUAUCUCUUUGAUGGGUAUAGAACCCAAGGCCAUCAAAGAGGUAUAAGCAAAAUACAUAAUAAAAUUUUUUUUGAUAAAACAUUUUUGACAAAUAUCCUAAUUAUGACAAAUAUGAAUAUUGGAAUUCUACUCAACA